This is a messenger RNA of Thelazia callipaeda (thelaziosis nematode), 981 nucleotides long. The record is from the annotation of a GenBank genome assembly. Lineage: Eukaryota; Metazoa; Nematoda; Chromadorea; Rhabditida; Thelaziidae.
AUGUCGACGUCAGGAUCAUCAAAUGCUUCUGAAAGAUCUACACAAACUAAUAAUUAUGCUAGCAACUCAGAAAAAAUUAAUUCUGCUCGAGUAACUACACCCGCUACUAGUAGCACUAAUCCUGGAUCAUUAGAAGAACUGCAUCGGAAAUGUCGGGAGGUAUUUCCAAUGUGCUUUGAUGGAGCGAGAAUGAUGCUCACCAAAGCAUUGUCUUCACAUUUUCAGGUUACUCAUACGUUAAGCAUAUCUCCACAAAAUACGGGAUACCGUUUUGGUGCUACGUAUGUCGGGUCAAAAACAACACAACAAGAAGGGGAAAGUUUUCCAGUGCUUUUGGCUGAUACUGAUAUUUCUGGCAACACUUCUGCAACGUUUUUACAUCAGUUUGCUGAUCGCUGGAGGGUUAAAAUACAGGCUCAAUCACAGGGGAAUAAGUUAGCUACCACCCAAGGAGGAAUUGAAUAUCGUGGACGCCUCUCAACUCUAGGUCUUACAUGUGCAAAUAUCGACAUAAUCCAUGAUUCGGGAAUUUUUGUAGCACAGUAUUUGCGACGCUUAACCAAGAAGCUAGAUCUAGGUGUUGAAUUUAUUCAUCACUAUGGGAUUCCGACUUCUGGAAGGCAGCUUUCAGUCAUCAACUACCAAGCAAGAUAUACGGGUAAGAAUUUCAUUGCUAGUGGAAUGUUCAGUCUAGAUGCCCUACAUCUGUGUUACUACCACAAGCAGCGUGAUAAUAUUUCAUGCGCUGUCGAAUUCGAAAGUUCUACUCGAUCUGGAGAAGCAGUAACUACCAUUGGCUAUCAGGCUGAAUUACCUGAAGAAGGUGUGGUAAUGAGAGCAUCAAUCAAUACUGACUGGUCAGUUGGAGCUGUAUUUGAGAAAAAACUAUCCAGGAAUUUGCCGUUCACUUUGGCAAUAUCUGGAAUGCUUAAUCAUGUGAAAGCUCAAGGGAGAUUUGGUGUUGGCCUUAUAAUCGGUUGA